Coregonus clupeaformis (lake whitefish) is the source of this 488-nucleotide messenger RNA. RefSeq names its product vascular endothelial growth factor receptor 2-like. Lineage: Eukaryota; Metazoa; Chordata; Actinopteri; Salmoniformes; Salmonidae. The coding region runs from base 120 to 488 and encodes 122 amino acids. The record is from RefSeq and is a predicted model, not a curated record. The transcript has 4 exons.
UAUAUAUUUUGUGUGACCUCUUCAUCAGAAGUUUCCCAAGAAAGAACUCUAUCCGAACGGGAAGGAUAUGUUUUGGGAAAGCAUGAAGGGUUUCUCAGUUCCCAGUCACCUGAUCAGCUAUGCUGGUCUUCUGUCAGACACACAUACGCAACCAGACCUACAAAUCACCUCUCUACAUGGUUGCUGUUGUUGUGUAUUGUCUGCAUGCAUGUACCCUGUGUGUGUUUGUGAGUCUCAGGAGAACAAUAGUCUGCUCACCGCUCCGCAGUGUCUCCCCUCCCUUCUCCGCAGGAUAUAAGAUCCAUAACCUCACCCUGACGCCGGCACAUGAGAGGCUGUCUGUGGGGGAGAGACUGGUGCUCAACUGCACUGUCAACACAGAGCUCAACGUUGCCAUUGACUUCACCUGGACACACCCUCUCAGCCUGGCCCCAGUGAAUGGCUCUGUGCGGGCCUAUACCACGUCACACAAGAAGAAGCUAAUGUGA